Messenger RNA from Saccharomycopsis crataegensis, 1311 nucleotides. RefSeq names its product legume-like lectin family protein. Lineage: Eukaryota; Fungi; Ascomycota; Saccharomycetes; Ascoideales; Saccharomycopsidaceae. The transcript has a single exon. Gene Ontology annotation, molecular function: D-mannose binding. Bases 1 to 1311 code for a protein of 436 amino acids. Gene Ontology annotation, cellular component: COPII-coated ER to Golgi transport vesicle; Golgi membrane; endoplasmic reticulum-Golgi intermediate compartment. The record is from RefSeq and is a predicted model, not a curated record. Gene Ontology annotation, biological process: endoplasmic reticulum to Golgi vesicle-mediated transport.
AUGGAUAUCGGAUUAUUAUCAUUCUACAUUCGGCGACGUAUAAGCCAGAGUAAACCAUUACGUUACACUCUCUGGAUAAUUACCGCCCUUUUAUCUUUAAUAUUCAUCAAUAAAGUAUUUCGGGGUGGGAAUGUCACCGUGCCUAGUGGUGAUUCCCUGUACCAAGGGAUUUCGUCAUCGAAUCGUGAUUUGACCAACGAGGAGAUCAACACCUUGAUUGCCGGAGGCAAUUUGCUUCAAAAACACGAACUCCCGAAAUUUAGAUUGGCAAUGCCAUAUUUGAACAAUGAGGUCGAUGAACAGAACUACGAAUUCACCGGGGACGUGUUGAUCCGUAAUGACCAAUACGUCAGGCUCACUCUGUUGAAAAAACACCAGAAAUCGAGCUUUUUCAGUAAUUCGCAAGUAGACUUGCAGUCGUUCGUCAUGGAAUGGAAUUUCGCCCUUUCAGGCAAUGGAGAGGUUUCGUCACUUCAUGGUGAUGGUAUGGCGGUGUUGUUCAGCGAGUAUAAGUUGGAUCAAGGCGAGAUGUUCGGGGUCAAUGAGUAUUACAAAGGGUUUGGGAUUUACGUCGAUACCUACCGUAAUGGUAGAUCGGGGAUUUUCCCAUAUGUUUUGGCCAGUCGGAACGACGGGACUCAAAGAUAUGAUAAUGAUAAUGAUGGGAAAGCCAAUGAGAUUUCCGGAUGUAUUGCCAGAAGCUUAUGGAACCCAUCGAGUGGAGUGGUGAAGGCCCGGUUGGUCUACAUCGAAGACGGUUACGUUUCCUUGGACUUUGAUUACAAAAACGAAGGGGUAUGGACUAACUGUUUCACAUUGCAAGAGGUUUAUUUACCAGAGAAAUUCCAUGUAGGUUUCAGCGCCCAAACCGGGGAUUUAUCGGAGAUUGUCGAUAUUUUUGAAGCUCGUAUUUAUUCUUUGAAAGACCAUGAUGGCAAUCCAGUGACCGAAUUCCAAAAACUUGUGGACGUUAUGAAUGAUCCGUCAUCACCAGACAAGUUUGAAGAUGUCACCGAAGAAUAUCAGUUGGAUGACCAUACCAAGAGAAGACGGGUUGUUUCACAAAAGAAGGACGGCAAACAAAUGAGACGUACUCUUAAAAGAUUGAUAAACGCCGAGAAGCGGAUCAAGAAGGAAGCUGAGCAAAGAAGAGUGGAAAGAAGAGCCAAGAGAAGCGAAUGGUGGAAUAGCGUGAAAAAAUGGUUCUAUUUUAUGAUUGCCGCGGUAGUUUGCUACAUGGCGACGAUUGUUUAUCGGGUUCAGAAGAAGAAUAAUAUUAGACGUUCUAAAAACCAAGGGCUCAUUGUAUAA